CGCUGGGAGAAGGAAGGAGCGCGGCCGCGCACGUGGGAGCUCGGCCCGGCGGCGCCAUGCGGCGGCCCAAGCUCAAGAAGGCCAGCAAGAGACUGAGCUGCCACAAGCGCUACAAGAUCCAGAAGAAGAUCAGAGAACACCAUCGAAAAGUCAGGAAAGAGGCCAAAAAACACGGACGUAAAAAGCCCAAGAAAGAUCCUGGUGUUCCCAGUGCUGCGCCGUUUAAGGAAGAGCUGCUACGGGAAGCAGAGCAAAGGAAGCAGAGGCUUGAAGAACUAAAACAAAAGCAGAAGCUCAACAGACAGAAAGAACAUGAAAAGAAGAGGAAGCGUGAAGCUAAAAAGAAUGCAGACAAAAUCAAGGAAAAAGCAGAGGGAAAGGAAUCCUCUCGCAAAUCUAAAGCAAAGACUAACAAACUGCCAGCUAAAAAUUCCAAGCAAUGGUUCUGCAGGGAGCUCAAGAAGGUGCUCGAGGCCUCAGAUGUGGUUCUGGAGGUUUUAGAUGCACGAGAUCCAAUGGGCUGUCGGUGUCCUCAAGUGGAGCAAGCUGUAACUUGCUCUGGAGGAGACAAAAAGCUCCUGCUUGUUCUGAAUAAAAUUGAUUUAGUGACAAAGGAGAACCUAGAAAAGUGGUUGAAUUAUUUGAAUAAGGAGUUUCCAACAGUUGCUUUUAAAUCAGCGACACUGAUGAAAGACAAGACUAUGGAACAAGUGACAAAAAGACGUGUACGUGUUGAUUUAGCAAGAACCACUCAGUGUUUUGGAAGCAAAUGCCUUUUGAAGCUUCUUCAGGAGUAUGGCAAGACUCAAAACAGAGCCAUUCAAGUUGGGGUAGUAGGUUUUCCUAAUGUGGGAAAGAGCAGCAUAAUCAACAGCCUUAAAGGAGUUCGUGCUUGCAAUGUUGGCCUGACAAGAGGUGUUACCAAGUCCAUGCAAAUCGUGCAGAUUGAUAAACAGACAAAGCUGUUAGACAGUCCAAGUAUAAUUGCAGAUCCUUCCAACAGUGCCCUGGCUCUGGCCUUGAGAAGUAUCAUAGACACUGAAGAAUCAGGCUCAGCAGAUGUGCUUGAAGGAGUCCAUGCCAUUCUAAAUCACUGCAACAAAAAGCAGGUAAUGAUGCGCUACAAUAUCCCAGACUUCAAGGACACUGAAGAAUUUUUGGCUUUACUUGCUCAGAAAAGGGGUAUGCUGAAAAAGGGAGGUGUUCCUGACACAGAGAAUAUAGCUCAGUUACUCCUUUCUGACUGGACAGGAGCUAAGAUAAGCUACCACUCACACCCUCCAGAACCUCAGAGACCACCACCGUAUCUUACAGAAGACAAAAUAGCUGAAAUGCAGCAGUGCUUUAAUUUAAAGAACCUAGAAGAAGAAAACAACAAAACUGUUGAAGCCUUGAAAUACCCUAGUCCAGCAAACAGCAUCAUUUUCAAGUCAGCUGGUAUGGCAAAUGGGACAAUAGAAGAAAACAAAGUGAUAGAGGAAGCAUCAGCAUGGGAAAACUUGGAAACAAGCAAGGAGGAAGAGGACGAGGAGGAUGAUGAAGAAGAAGAGGAGGAGGAUUUCACAGAAAGUGAUGAUGAUGAAGAUGACAUGGAAGAAGAAAUGGAUGUUGAAGAGGAAAGCAAAGUUCCAGUCAGCAGGAAAGCAAAGCUGGGGAAACGAGAAACAGGUCCUACAAAUUCAGAAAAGGAGACAGCAGAAAAUUCCAAUUCACUAUCACUCAGCUUGGAUAAGAAAGCAGAGGAAGACGACGACUACGAUUUUAAUACAGACUAUGUGUAAUGAAUGAUGUGUGAGGACAACAUUUGGAGGACUUAAGUACUGGCUUUCAGAACAGUCACGAAGACUUGUGUUCUGGCAAAAGUUGGAAUGCUGAAUACCAGAGCUGCUGCAAAGAUUCACAAUUAUUGCUGUCAAAUAAUGUAUAUAAAAGUAUGUCUUCUUUGAUUGUUCCAGAUUUUAUACAAGUCUAGGACUUAAAGCUGAAUACAGCUGGUUUCCUAAACUUAUUUCCUGUACUAAAACCCAUUUUAAAAAAGACUGAUUUAGACUCUUCACUUUGCCUUAGGAAAAAAAUGUAUUGAAAGGAAAAACCCCACAAUGCUGAAUGUUUCAUUCUAGUCAUGCUUUUCCUAGAAGAUUAGAGGCUGCAGCUCUAGAACAUGACUUAAGUCAGUAACAUUUCAGUAGAAUUUCCACAUAUAAAGACUGGGUAGAAAAUGCCACUUAUUUCAGCUAGACAUAGGUGUAUUAGCUAAGCUCGUGAUUUUAUGUCCAGAACCUUCACUGGGAAAGGUACUUCCUGAUGACACCCUUUAGACAGAGGAACAACUGGUAACUGUAAAGCAAAAGGUUGCCCUGUGCAAUAAGGAUGUGUUCCUGUGCUCAGGGUAGCAAGAGGAUUGCCAAGAGGCCCUGCACAUGCUCAGCAAAUUGAGCAGUCAGAAUAAAUGCCUCACAUCAACCAUCUUCCUCCUAGGCAUCUGUUUUCUUCCUAUUAAAGGUCUGAUUUCUGUAUUCUUUAAUAGACAGUACGUUGAUAGUCCUUGGCAGCUUUAAAAAAGUAGCAAGUGGAGAGAGAGAGACGUGUAGUUUAUUUAAGCCUGCUAAGAGAGCCUGGUCAUCAGAAUUAAGCUGAUCUCAAGUUGAUCUAGUAGAACAUUUCAGUGUUUGGUAACUCAAUUCCUUACUCCUAACUGCUUCAAGAACAAAAAGAAUGGUUCUUGUUCAUCAAAGCCCAGGAAAAUAAUAUAUAAGGCACAGAUAAAAUCCAUGACAGAAAUAUAGGUAGUCAGUGAGUCAGGCAGUUGAGAAUCCUGGUAAGUAAGUUGUAAAGCAUAUUAAUACAUGAGUGAGGCCAUUAGCUGUCUGCUGCCCUGCAUCUCAGGCUAUGCAACACUCAGCCCAGCGCUGCAUUAACACAAACCCUUUUGCCUAAGCUCGCACUAAGGACAGUUCACAAGCAGUAUUGCUGAAUAACAAUGACAACUUCAGUUCAAAGCUGUAUUAAAUGGAAUUAUUGUCACAGUAACUGCUGGGAUAGAGCAGCUAAUAAUAAUCACUAAAACUUAACACAACUAUGAAAAAAACCCAACUUACCUAUAGAAGUGAUGGGCAGCCAACUGCAAAAGGGCACAGGAAUCUCACUUGAUGAGCCUAAAGGGCCAGACUGGGAAAGGCACAGUGGGAAAAAUUUCUAUAGCAGAACCAUGCUGACUUGAUAGAACUAUGAGGAACUUCACAAUAACAAUUACAUUAAUCUGUAAUUCCUAAUUCCCCAAAAUACUAUUUUUGCACAAUUUUAGAAU
Messenger RNA from Colius striatus (speckled mousebird), 3307 nucleotides. RefSeq names its product G protein nucleolar 3 (gene GNL3). The transcript has 15 exons. The coding region runs from base 57 to 1781 and encodes 574 amino acids. Gene Ontology annotation, molecular function: GTP binding. Gene Ontology annotation, cellular component: nucleolus. NCBI's taxonomy places the organism in Eukaryota, Metazoa, Chordata, Aves, Coliiformes, Coliidae. The record is from RefSeq and is a predicted model, not a curated record.